Messenger RNA from Pezoporus occidentalis (night parrot), 1179 nucleotides. It is a transcript of the gene YAE1, whose product is annotated as YAE1 maturation factor of ABCE1. NCBI's taxonomy places the organism in Eukaryota, Metazoa, Chordata, Aves, Psittaciformes, Psittacidae. Bases 338 to 1006 code for a protein of 222 amino acids. The record is from RefSeq and is a predicted model, not a curated record. The transcript is spliced from 4 exons.
GGCCAUUUACCUGAGGACCUUGCCCUCGGUCAACAUGGCUGCCGCUCAGCUAUUGCUUCUGACGUCAGUGAAGCCAGUUUGCCAUCAGUCAAGAUGGCGGCCCCCAGCCAGUGGCGGAGCUCCGUGGCGCGGCGGCUGUGGUGAGGAUGCACCCCGAUGGUGAACAGCGUCGAGUUUCCAUGUGGAAACCAGUGUGCAGGUUGAACCACCAGCUCCCUUCAUGAUCUCUUCAGAACUCGCAUUUUGUGCCUGUAUUCUACUCGGACACUUAGCCAGGGGGACUUUUGAGAGUAUUUUCUUAACCACAUAAACAGAGGUCAUAGCCAUCACUGCUGUUAUGGCCUGGGUACAAGCUGCAGUCAGCCAAUCCAGUGAGGAUAUAUUUGAUGAAGAUGCAGAUGAGAUGUGUCUACUACAGAAAGAAUGGAAUAGCACCAUGAAAAAAAGAUUGAAGGAAGGCUAUAGGGAUGGAAUUGAGGCUGGGAAAGAACUUGCACUCCAGGAAGGCUUUAAUCAAGGUUACAGACACGGUGCUGAGCUGAUGGUUACAUGUGGCCAGUUCAGAGGAACCCUGAAUGCUCUCUUAUCCUGGUGUCAUUUUAAUGGACAUGAUUCUGCUUUAAGUGAGAUAAAUAAUCUUCUUGAUGCAGUUGGAAAGCACGAAGAAGAUGUGCUGAAGUACCUGAGCUCUACUGAACAACAGCCACAUCUUGGACACAUUUUAGAUUCUGUUCAGGACAUGGACCUUAAUCACACAGCUCCAGGUGGGACAGAAUACAAUGAAGUUCAAGCUGGAAAACAUGCAGACGGUGGCAGCUCUGGUGAAAACACUUGCAGAAGUAAUGGUGACGUUGGUUCCUUGCAGUCUGAAUGCAGCAAGGCAAAACUCUGCACAGAUCCUGAAAAGUCAACCCUUGCUUGGGUUAAAAAGCAGACUAUUUGGCUAAUAGAGCAACUGGGCUUAUCACUGGAUAUACUCCAUCAUGUCCAGAAUCUGGAACAUUAGGUUUUCUGUUUCAUGGUAUUUAAAAUUAUCUCAGCUGUAUUUGAUUCUCAGUUUGUGGACCAUGGCUGAUGCAUCACUUCAUUUUAGGGAAGUCUGAUUUUGGUACUUUCCAUUAGAGAUAAUUCUGCAAAACUCCACGUUUUGGCUUCUGGCAAAAAAAAAGAAAAAAAACA